This is a messenger RNA of Pelagomonas calceolata, 1077 nucleotides long. The record is from the annotation of a GenBank genome assembly. NCBI's taxonomy places the organism in Eukaryota, Pelagophyceae, Pelagomonadales, Pelagomonadaceae.
CCUGGGUCGAGUUUGGUAGGCUUUUACGAGCUGUGGAGGGCUUCUCGUUGUGCUGUCGAACUCCAUCGCAGUGCUGCGCUGCCGCGAGCUUCAGCUGUGAUCAAAAUUUGACGCAUUUGGACAGCUCCGGGAAGGGGGGGCCUUGUGUCUGCUGCCCUCCGCCCUCCCCGCGUCGCAUCGCUGCUCGCCAUGUCGCACUUUGACGAAGACACGCCCGCUCACUUACGCGCGGCGUUCGCCGGCGACCUGAGCACCGUCGAGGCGUGGCUCUAUGACGGCGGUGAUGUGAACCAAGAUGAUUAUCUUUACGGAAGCUUACUCUCGUCGGCAAUCGCGGGGUCCCAGACGCAGAUGCGCGCGUACCUUGUCGCGCGCGGCGCGCGGUGCGGUAAAUCCGACGUCUAUUGCCUCUGUGAUGAGAUCCUUGACAGCCCCAGUAAUCUUGACGUAGCACGACUUCUCAUAGAGCAUGGAGCCGACCCGGCGAUGGGAAACGAGAUAAAUUCUAAUUGGGGCGCACAACAUAAAUUGGCGGUCCUCGCCUGCAGCACUGAAAGAAGAGCAACCCGGUGCGCGCUUUUGAUUCGUUUGCUCGUCGAAAAAGGCGCCGCGGUGGACCCCCGAUUAGGCGGAAACACCCGAUUUGCAGUUGGCACGACAUCUCUCAUGGUCGCCGCGUUUUACUCGGCGCCGGUGGUUUUUCUGCGAGAGCUGCUGCGCCUCGGCGCGGACCUGGCUGCGACGAACGCGCUCGGCGAGAGUGCGUUGAGUUUGGCACGUAACGCAAUUUACACCCACGAUGGCUCAGCAUCUGUUGCGGACAAACGGGCCAUCGUAAAUUUUCUCUAUGAAGUGAGCGCGGCCGGCACGUUUAAAUGUUAUGUGAACGAGCCGAGGAAGAGGCUCCUCGUCCUCGCCAAGCUCUGCGAGCGCGGCCGCGCGACGGCGCCGCGCCGCGGUGCCCUCGCACGCCUCUUCCCCACGCGACGCUCCCGGCGCGCCGGCGAGGGCCUGCCCGACGUGUUGUUCUGGAAGGUCCUGUCCUUCUGGCGCACGUCGCGCGACGGUUCCGUCUAG